GGUAGAGAAGCAGGAUGAAACCUAAGUACAACGCGGAAAACAGGGCGGAUAGUCAACUUGAAGGAAUCAGAGGUCAGCGUGUAGAAGAUUAACGCCAUUCCUUUCAUUCUUAACUCUGAUAAUUUUUGGACGGUAUAUGUUGUUUUAUCUCCAUUUUUUGGGUUUACUCUGGUAUCCCGAUCGAUUUAGUGAUUUAUAAAUCAGAGGUAGUUGGGUAGCAUUCACCUAGUCAGUGAUGGUAAAGGAGACGGAAUACUACGACGUGCUAGGGGUCAGCCCAACGGCUACAGAGUCCGAGAUCAAGAAAGCUUACUACAUCAAGGCGCGAAAAGUACACCCAGAUAAAAAUCCAAAUGAUCCUCUUGCUGCACAAAAUUUUCAGGUUUUGGGAGAGGCUUACCAGGUAUUGAGUGAUCCAGCCCAAAGGCAAGCAUAUGAUGCUUAUGGGAAGUCAGGAAUUUCAACUGAAGCAAUUAUUGAUCCUGCAGCAAUCUUUGCUAUGCUUUUUGGAAGUGAGCUAUUUGAGGAAUAUAUAGGACAGCUUGCCAUGGCAUCAAUGGCUUCUUUAGACAUUUUUACUGAAGGGGAACAAUUUGAUGCUAAAAAGUUGCAGGAGAAAAUGAGGGUUGUUCAGAAGGAAAGGGAAGAAAAGCUUGCAGCUAUACUAAGAGAUCGACUCUACAAAUAUGUACAAGGUAACAAAGAUGAGUUUAUUAAUAAUGCUGAAGCCGAAGUUUCAAGGCUCUCUAAUGCAGCCUAUGGUGUUGACAUGUUGAAUACUAUUGGUUAUAUAUAUGCAAGACAAGCUGCAAAAGAGCUUGGAAAGAAAGCAAUUUAUCUGGGGUUGCCAUUCAUUGCCGAAUGGUUUAGAAACAAAGGCCACUAUAUCAAAUCUCAAGUAACGGCAGCAACAGGUGCCAUUGCUUUGAUUCAGCUGCAAGAAGACAUGAAAAAGCAGCUUAGUGCUGAAGGAAACUAUACUGAGGAAGAGCUUGAAGAAUACAUACGAUCCCACAAGAAAUUGAUGACAGAUUCUCUGUGGAAGCUUAAUGUAGCUGAUAUUGAAGCCACACUUUCCCGUGUUUGUCAAAUGGUCCUUCAAGAUAACAAUGCCAAAAAAGAAGAUCUUCGUGCACAAGCAAAGGGAUUGAAAACUCUUGGUAAAAUCUUUCAGAGGGCGAAGUCAACAAAUGGAAGUGAGAAUGAAACCGUAUUAAGCAGUGGACACCAGAAACUGAAUGGAAGUGAAUCUGGCUAUGAUGCUUGUUCUCCUAAUAUGUCGCCAAAAUCUUUAAAUCAUGAAGAACCAUCUCAGUCUACAUCUGUAUCACAGAGCCCGUAUGUGGAAACCCCGAACUUCUCAGAUGGUCAGAUUAGCUCUAACUUUCCGAUUCCAGCAGCACCACCUGGUGCACAAAGACAUCCUUGAACAGGCAGGGAAUGAAGAUGAAGAAAUGUGAUAUGAUGAGUGAUGCUUGUUUUGUAUACCUACUAUAUGUAUAAUGUUAUGGGUGUCAGUAUGUAUGGGCCUUGAGUUCGCAUUUGUUGGAUGCAUCAUUAUGAGUAGAUGGUCUGGAAAGCACAUCCCACUUCGUUGUGUAUGCUCAUGGUGCAUUUUACUGGAGAUACAUCCGUUUGAAAUAGAUAGGAGAGAUUGUUGCAGAAGAUAGUUCUUACCAUGGUUUCUAUCUGGCUGCCUUGCUAUUUGAAUUAGUAUAUCCUGUCACAGUUGGGUUUGCUUUCUGUGUGUGCGCAUGGAGUGUGUUUCUGAGUCACAGGUGUACAUUAAGAUUAAAGUUUUUGAUUAUUGUGAUAUUUACUUGAAGAUUCAUGUAUCAUUAAUAAUAUUCAUGAUAUUGUAA
Pistacia vera is the source of this 1862-nucleotide messenger RNA. RefSeq names its product chaperone protein dnaJ 10. The transcript has 10 exons. Lineage: Eukaryota; Viridiplantae; Streptophyta; Magnoliopsida; Sapindales; Anacardiaceae. Bases 236 to 1429 code for a protein of 397 amino acids. The record is from RefSeq and is a predicted model, not a curated record.